CCUUGUGAAGCUAAUGUUUCUGGUGCUUCAACAGCGAUGUUGGUGUUCCGUUUGUCAGUGAUGAUCAAGCUUUUCUUCCAAUUGGAUGCAUCUAUUUGUCCUGAGAAGUGCGACUGUUCUUCAAAAAAUGCAAUUUAUUGCUCUGGUCCUCACAUAAAAGACCUGGAAUCGUUAAAUCUGCCUUGCAACAUGACAGCAAUUCACAUAACUGACACUAAUGUAACAUACUUGCAGGAUGUUUUUUCUAGGAUGGUGGAACUGCAGCAUCUCAUCUUGUCUUCAAACAACAUCUCUCUGAUUUCACCAAUGGCUUUUAAAGGCUUGAGAAGGCUAAAAGCCCUCAAACUGCUAGAUAAUAAGCUGGUCGAGCUUCCCCUGGAAGUGUUUGAUGACAUGGUACAGCUUCAGCAAUUGAUCCUUGAAAAUAACAGGUUGAAGUCCAUUGAAGAAAAUCAGUUUGACAAACUAGCUAGUUUGGAGGAACUUUUCUUGAACAAAAACCGACUGACAGCACUUCCUAGUGGCGUGCUGAAGAAACUUGCCAAACUCAAAGUACUGAACUUGUCGAGAAAUUAUUUGGCAGCACUGCCUAGAAAUAUAUUUAAUGCAUUAACCAGGCUUGAGAAGCUGAUGCUGUAUUUUAACAGACUGUCUUCAAUAGAGUCUGGUAUGUUUGACAGCCUGAAGGAGCUGCUGGAACUCUUCCUGCAUUCCAAUAACAUCCAGUCCAUCGCUCCUGAUGCAUUUCAUUAUCUUCAUAAACUGAGAACCCUAACGCUGUCCAGAAACAAGCUUGAGGUUUUGCCUCCUGGCCUCUUUCUGCACUUGCAUGACCUGUCUAAAUUGACCUUAUACAGGAACCCACUGAAGUCUCUUCCAGGAGUAUUGUUUGGAGAAAUGAGGCAUCUUGGUAGCCUAUGGCUGUAUCACACGAAGCUCUCAACAAUACCAGAUUUUGUGUUCAGCAACUUGACAAAUUUAGAGCUUCUUGUGCUGAGUUUUAAUCCAGAGCUUAGUGUUCUUCCUAAGAAUGUGUUCAGUGGUCUGAAUGAACUGCGGGGCCUUUCUCUGCAUACAAAUAAUAUAUCUAGUUUGCCAGAGGGCAUCUUCCUGAGCCUUCAGAAACUGCAGAACAUUUCCCUUUUUGAUAAGAGGCUCGAGGUUCUUCCUAGAAACCUCUUUCAUAAUCUCAAGCACCUUCAGAAAGUUUACCUGAAUAGUACUAAGCUGCAGUCUCUUCCUGGAGACUUCUUUACCACUUUACCUGAGCUGCAGGAAGUCUUCCUUGACAACAACCCUUGGAAAUGUGAUUGCCAAAUUCUUGGCUUCCGAGAGUGGCUCCAAAAGAGCAUGGAGAUAGUUAAAAAUGUGCCAUCUCUGAUAUGUCACAGCCCAUUGGCCCUACAGAACAUUUCUCUUGUGGCUCUACCUGUUGAUCACCUGAAGUGCCUGUCAACCACAGCCCUUGCAUACCAGAUGUUCAGCUCAACUUAUUCCCAGACUUUGACUUCUCUUGCGAUGGAGCACUUAACAUCAUCUUGGGAGCCUACUGUAACAGCAGGGUCCGACAUGGAUACCAGCACACCCACAUCAAUUCCUCUUACAACUCUAGGUUUUACCUACUCACAUGUUGAAGAUGUUGGACAGCCUAGGUUUCAUUUCUCAGAUGUUCACACCCAGACUUCUCCCAGUGUCGUAGUACAAACCAACAGUGUCAGAGGAAUAGAUUUAACUACUCUUGCCUGGUGGGAUGAGUUGCCAGCUCCCAGAAGUGCUAAAUCCCAUUUUAAUACCAGAGUUGCUUAUUGUCAGCUCUUCUUGUGUCUUCACAGUUUGAUUUUAGCACUCCAGGCUGUAACCAUUGUGCUCACUCUGUAUGUGAUGGGUAAAACCAGGCAACUCUUGCACUCCAGAAACACUCCUACUCAUGCUGUAGUUCUGAUAAAAUUUUUAAGAAGAUAG
Molecule: messenger RNA, 1962 nt
Organism: Cariama cristata (Red-legged seriema)
Lineage: Eukaryota; Metazoa; Chordata; Aves; Cariamiformes; Cariamidae
Gene: GP5
Product: glycoprotein V (platelet)
Exons: 2
Coding region: 37-1962 (641 amino acids)
Cellular component (GO): extracellular matrix
Molecular function (GO): protein binding
Source: RefSeq, a predicted model, not a curated record